AUGAUUCAAGCCCAGCCAGACCAAAAAAUAAACCUACGCCAAAUUUGUCAUGAUUUUGCUUUAACGCAAGUCCAAAUCCAAAAAGAGCAGUUAAAAAAAAUAGGACUCUUUACUGAUUUUGAAAAAUAUUACAUUACCCUAGAUAAAGAAUACGAAGCCGAGCAAAUCCGAGUUUUUGGCGAAAUGGUAAAAAAAGGGUUGAUUUAUCGUGGUUUUCGGCCCAUUCACUGGUCGUGGAGCCAUGAAACAGCCUUAGCCGAAAAUGAAAUAGAAUACUUAGAAAAAAAAGACACUUCUCUAUAUUUUAAAAUCAAGUUAGUAGAAAAUUCCAAAUUUUCAGGAGAAGAAAACAUUAAUUUAAUAUUUUCAGGAGAAGAAAUAUUAGGACUUCAUUAUAUUCAUCCUUAUAGAAAAAAUGAUGAAUCAUCGUAUAUUGUAGAUGGAGACGAAUUUAUCAGAGAAAACGAGGGUACUGGUCUCGUUCAUCUUGCUCCUGCUUUUGGUGCCGAAGAUUUUAACUUGGCUAAAAAAGAAAAGAUAAUUUCAGAAAUUAGUUGUCCGCUUGAGCCUAGUGGGUAUUUUAAUGAAAAAAUUAAAGUUUCAGAGUUCAUUGGUAAACAUUAUACAGAAGUUAAUGAUUUGAUUCAAGUAAUUGAAAAAAAACUCUAUUCGAUAGACGAAAAAACUAACUACACCGUAGAAAAAAUUGAUAAUUUAGAAAGCACAGUUUUUCGAGGCUCUUCUUGUGUAGCAUUAAAAGGAACUUUAUCAUUAAAAGAUGGGAAAAAAAAGAAAUCUAUUGAUUUUAUCUGUUAUUCUCAUUCCAGUAUUGUUGACCCUUAUCUUUCUCCGAAUGCUUUGGAAAAUUAUUUUCCUCAAACAGAUAUUAAAUUUAAGCAAAAGACUUUCUUUACUUGGCAAAAAAUCCUUUUUGUUUUUCUUUCACUGGGGACGGUGCUCUUUUUAUUCAGAACUUAUAAAGACAUUCAAGCACAUCCUGAACACUCAGCGGGUAGGGUAAUAAAAGGAAAAAACGCUAUUCAAAAAGAAAUUGCUAAAGAACAGCAACAAAAAGACAAAAAAAAGAGAGAAGCUGAACAGCGUCGAGAGGCAAAAAUUACUUCUCCGGAUGAAAUUGUGCAUGGUUUUGAAUCAAUUGAACACGUUAUCCUUUAUGGUCCGCCAGGCACUGGAAAGACUUUUUUAGCUCAAUCUAUUGCCAAAGAUUCGGGUUCUUUUUUUCUUAACUUAAACGGAGCAGAUUUUGAAACUAGUUUGGCUGAAGCAUUUGGCAAUAAAGAAGGUCCAAGUUCCGGUAAUCCAAAAACAAUCGUGGCCUUGAUUGAUGAAAUUGACCGAAUGGGUGGCGGCUUAGACAGCAGUCAAGGGAUGGCCUCAUUCCUGGGGAUAUUGAGCGCACUUCCUGAUGCCUUGCUUCGUCAAGGAAGAAUAGGUGUAAAACUACUAGUUAACUAUCCAAAUAAAAAAGAACUUUACGAAAUUAUAACUAAAGUUUUGAAAAAAUUUCAUAUUGAUAAUGUCAAAAAAACUGGCGGGUACGAAGCAUUCGGUAAUUUAGAAAGAGAAGCCUUUGCUAAUAAAUUUGCCAAGCCGGUGCAUGAAAUAAUGAUUAGCAAUGACUUUUCUGUUUCUUAUAAAGAUUUAAUGGAGAAUUAUCUACCAGCUGGCGUUGAUCCUAAUGAUAGGAGAACGCUUUUUACAGGUGCCGAUGUCGAAGCAAUUUUAUAUCGUUCAAGAAGGGCUCGAGACUUUAUAGGACUGGAACUCAGAAAUGAGUUUACUGAAGAAGACUGGAGACAAUUUAGUGAGCAGCAAAUGGGAGAUGAAGUUUUAUCACCUUUUCGUCCUAUGGCAAUUUAUAAGUUUGGUCAAAAACAUGGUCUUUGGCUUGACAUUUCUUUUCCCGACUUUUUUAAAGAUUUCUGGGAAAAAGUGGUUGUAGCGUCAGGAAGUAUUGAUAGCAAUAAAGACAUCAAAUAUCUUGGAAAUGACAAAAAAGAAGAAGCUCUUAUCAAAGAUUUCAUGAAAUUGAAAAAAGAAAGACGUAAAGAAAGAGAAAAAGGAACCGAUAAGCAUUCAGAGUUGGAUAGUUUACUAGGUUCACCUUUUCUCUCAUUCUCCAAUGAACUUUUGCAGUGUUUAAAAGAGGAUUUAAUUAGCGAGUUGAUAAUUAUUUCUUCUACUCAUGCCACAGGUUCCAAGAUGUCUUCAAACGAAAAGUAUAAAAGAAAACGAUUUUCUGAAACUUUUGGAAAACUGCCAAAUUGUAGAAUAGAAAUUUUAAAAAUCAAAAAGUUUUUUGAUUUUGAUAUUUUUAUUGAUGAUAAUGCUCUUAUAAUCUCUCAAACUCAAAAAACACAACCCGCUGAUAAAACUUUUGUUCUUCCAGAUUAUAAAAUGAGUAGGCACGUUCAGGCUCCUAAUAUCUACCAUAUUAAAAACACAGUUAGCGAUAUCACUGAUAGAGAUUUUGCUUUGAAAAAGAACCGUGAAAGGAAAACAGUAAAUAUUACAAAAAAAGAAUAUAAUUUAAUUAUUGGUCGUCAUUGUUUAGUAAAAAAUCCUAACUAUCUUUUAGGAGCUGUCAAAGAAGCAAUUAGUUAUGAAGCUAAUGCUCUAAUGAUUUAUUUAGGAGCUCCUCAAAAUAGCUUUCGUUUCUAG
Entrophospora sp. SA101 is the source of this 2682-nucleotide messenger RNA. The record is from the annotation of a GenBank genome assembly. NCBI's taxonomy places the organism in Eukaryota, Fungi, Glomeromycota, Glomeromycetes, Entrophosporales, Entrophosporaceae.